AUGACAAAGCGAUCUUGUAUCUCUCCUAAGGACUCCACCCUUCCCUUGAAGAAGCGGCGUGUGCUGGUGGAGCGUUGGGAGGAGGCGCUGUCGAUUCCAGCGGCUCACUUCACGCCUCAGCCCUCUUACACGCCCUGGCACCAUCCUGCAGUCCAACACCAGGCGGUUUCUGAUCCGUGCAACCUCUUCUCGCCUGCGCCGUUCACUCAAAGCAACGCGUCGAUGUAUCCCUUCCGCCCCUGGAGUUCUGUCCCUCAGGUUUCCCCCGGAGACUUUCAGGUACUCGCGUGUCCCCCGAGUUGCGUUCCUUCCGUUCCCUACUCUCAGGCGUUCCAUGGGAUCAGUGAGACGGAGGCCGCCCUCACCCCGAAGCAAGCGCAGCGCCUCACUGUCCUCCAGGAAGCUGAUCGCCCGGGCCUUCAGUCCCAAGCGCCUCUUGGCCUUCGUGAGGAGAGUGUGUCGCCGCUGCAGCCGAUCGCGGGGGAUGUGCCUCAGGUCGACGUAGCCGACUCGGGCAUCAGCGAGUCGAGCGCCGACUCAUCCUUGGAAGACCUCCGCCUCGAGGCUCAGACGGAGUCGUUCCCGAGCCCCAGGAGCGACAUGGGCGCCGAGAUCCACUCUGUGGGCGUCUCUGCGCACAAGGAACGGCGUUUCGACUGCGAGGACUGCGGCCGCAAGUUCAAGAAGCGGGCGUACCUGGUGCGACACCGCCGCCUACACACGGGCGAGCGGCCCUACAGCUGCGACAUCUGCAGCGCCACCUUCUCGCAGAUGCCCAACCUGUGGUACCACAAGCGCAUCCACACGGGCGAGUCUCCGUACGAGUGCCCCGUGUGCCAGCGCAAGUUCCGCAGCUCGUCGCACCUGAAGCGGCACCAGAGGCUGCACACGGGCGAGACGCCCUACGCCUGCCCCAGCUGCCCCGCCGCCUUCAUCACGUGGGACAAGCUCAACAGACACAAGAUGAUCGACCAUCCUUGA
Penaeus monodon (black tiger shrimp) is the source of this 981-nucleotide messenger RNA. Its product is annotated as zinc finger protein 436-like. The record is from RefSeq and is a predicted model, not a curated record. Gene Ontology annotation, molecular function: RNA polymerase II cis-regulatory region sequence-specific DNA binding; DNA-binding transcription factor activity. Gene Ontology annotation, biological process: regulation of transcription by RNA polymerase II. Lineage: Eukaryota; Metazoa; Arthropoda; Malacostraca; Decapoda; Penaeidae. Bases 1 to 981 code for a protein of 326 amino acids. The transcript has a single exon.